AUGUUAUUUGUGUUUGGUUAUCGGUCAAAUAAGAUUCGGUCAAAGAAGUUAUCAAAUUUAAUUCACAACUCCGGUAAUCAUCGUAAUGUACAAAGCUGUACUGUGUCAGUAUAUUUUCAGAAAAUAAUAGAUAUGGUAAGCAUUGUCAUAUUUGAGUGUACAGGUGUUCAGUAUUAGAUGUGUGUAAGGAUUGUAGUUUACUACUCAACCUAUAUUGAAAUGGACUAAGGCUUAAUCGGCUAACUGGAAUGAAUUAGGAGUUUUUAAAUGAUACUUUCCCCAUGCACUGUCCUUGCUGGCAGAUAAUUGAUGCUAAUCUGAAAGUAACCACUGCAGUACGUUGUGCACUAAUGUUUGAUUGCUAUGGUUUCUGUCUCAUGUGAAAACUUUAUAUGAAACCAGAUUUAAUUAAAGGUAAAGUUACUAUAUAGUAUCCCAUUAGAUAGUGCUGACGGCUGAGGAUUUGAAAUUUGAUGCCCUAAUGUUGGUAUUUUUAGUCCUUAUUGUGUAUGUUUGUCUUUUUCCUAGCCUGGUAAUGAAUAUGAAGUAGUACCUGACAGUGAAUUUAUUGUAUCAAGAACUGCACGUAAAGACAAUAGCUCUGAUUAUUAUGUUAAUGGUAGAAAGACACCUUUCAAGGAAGUUGCUUCACUUUUGAGAAGUUGUGGCAUUGAUCUCGAUCAUAACCGCUUUCUUAUUUUACAG
Molecule: messenger RNA, 705 nt
Organism: Paramuricea clavata
Lineage: Eukaryota; Metazoa; Cnidaria; Anthozoa; Malacalcyonacea; Plexauridae
Source: the annotation of a GenBank genome assembly